CUAGGUUUUACCUGCUGAUUUUUCGACAAAUCAUCGUGUUUCUAUGCAAACCUGCACCCCUCAGCUGAUAUUCGACCAAUGGAUUGAUAAAUACAUGCAUCUUAUGAAAAAUUAUAAGUUCCUCUUACUUCCAAGUCAUCUAUUAUUUCAACUAUAUUGUCCAAUUAUCCAUUUAUCAACGUGUUUGGAAGACACCAUUUCCACCUUAUUCGAACUAGAAUCCUUUUCGAACACGCUGCCCCCACUCGACAGCUUGUUACAAACUAAUUCAUCCAAGCCACAAUUUGUCGACGCAAUUCGCUUAUUGGUUAAUGAUUGCAUUCUCUUCUCUUCUCUACAUCCGUUUUCCUUUGAGACGUUAUCUGAAAAACUUCAUUCACUCUACGAGUAUACUUUCCUGAUAUCUAGAUUUUCGAUACGUCCUCUAACGCCUAACCUGACAGCUGCUAUUUUCAAAGAAAUUUACAGCCUUAUCAAAUCUGACCAAACCAUUGUAGAUACCUUAGAUUUUUCAAAAUCUAUUUACUUCUCGCAUCUUUCACCACUCUCAAACUUUUACAGUUCUUCAGUUUUCUUUAAAAACUCGAAAACUUGGGAUAGGGAAGAAGUUCAAGACGAUUGCAUCCGCGAAAACGUUUUUCAAUGCAUGCUACUUCUGUCUCUUGUUCAAUUUUCGACUGUCUUUCGAAACAAACUUUUAGAAGAUUCAUUAUUUUGUGCUAUCUAUAAAUCGCCCUUUCUCUAUUACUGGCUCCUUAACUGCAGCAAUACGGAUGAACAGUACUUCUUGAACACUUGCGAUGUUACCGCGACCGCCAAUUCUAUCAUUGCCUUUCAUCCUUUUGUCGCCAGUCUAUACCUUCUCAGUGACUUCAUUUUUGAAUUUGUACAAAGUAGGAUCCAACUUUUGACAGACUUUGAGCCUGCCUACCCUUCUCUUUGGGGUUCGGUAUUUGUGCCCAGUGUCAAAAGCUAUGCUCAAAUUCAACUUGCCAAAUUCCAAAGUUUAACGACCCAGCUAAGAAUUCAAACAGAAGGCCUUCUCAUCUCCGAACGUCUUCAACCUCUCUCGAUCAACCUCACCUCGCACGUCACUAAAAUCCGCAGCCUUGUAAAAAAAUGGAGUUACUCAAUUCAAGUGAUAUCAAGUAUUUUCAAACCAGAAGCGCCUAUUGUUUUAACAAAAAAAAUAUUUUCGCAAAAAUGGCAUCUAUCAGCUAAGCUUUCCAGUCUUUUUUCACUCGUUUUUCAAGUUUUACCAGGUGUGCCUACUUUUCUAAGCCGAGCACAAGGCUCUUACCAAUUAGAAUGCGUCCCUUAUGCCUUGUUUCAUUAUCAACUACCCGUCCUCGAUCCUAGUGCCGACGAUUACAUUUAUUUAUACUUGAGUCAGCACAUGCUCAGUGCAAAAGACAACGCUUCUGAGCAAAAGCGACUCCUCAUUUUACUUUGGCGACGGCUCGUCUUUUACGGUGGCCUGUUAUUCUCUACACGGGAGCAUUUGUUAGGAGGCAUUUGGACUAUCGGACAUCUGUCCUAUUGUAUGGCAGUGAAACUCAAUAAUGAGGCUGACGAAGAUCAAGGUAUGCGCUUUAUGAUCUCAGAUCCAGAAUUAAGCUGGUUCAAGCUUUUAUCGAUGAAUCAAAUGGCAAAGUACAUCAGAGAUGCCAAAACCAAAUUCGACCUUCUCGACGCCACUGUGGCACAAAAAAUGAGGGCUCUCCAACUCAUGCAAAAAUACCAAAAAGAACCAUCUGUGACUCCGGGCAUAGCCACGAACCAUUUUCAAUCAGAACAGUAAAUUUAAGUAUCUAAAUAUAGUAAAGACGAGUACAAACUUUAACUACCAGCUCCCUUUUCAAAGAACAGCAGGACACGUCAUCAUUAACUUCCGAUCUUUUGUAAACAUUUUUGCUAGAUCUGGCCCUCUGCAAAGAGCUAUGCGAUCACUAUCCCGCUGCUCGUUGACACGAGCAACAAACAAAAAUCCUGCGCAAUAGCAAAAUUUCGUUUGCUUAAUUUUCAUGUAAUCAAAAAAGGA
Messenger RNA from Schistocerca gregaria, 2041 nucleotides. RefSeq lists its product as uncharacterized. NCBI's taxonomy places the organism in Eukaryota, Metazoa, Arthropoda, Insecta, Orthoptera, Acrididae. The transcript has 2 exons. The record is from RefSeq and is a predicted model, not a curated record. The coding region runs from base 44 to 1801 and encodes 585 amino acids.